GGCCGGGGCCGGAGCCGGAGCCGGAGCUGGACCUGGACGUGAAGCCUGAGCCGGAGCCGGAUCCGCGGCCGGGCCCUGAGUGGGCGUGAUGAAGGCGCUGAUCCUGGUGGGCGGCUACGGCACGAGGCUGCGGCCCCUGACCCUGAGCACGCCCAAGCCGCUGGUGGACUUCUGCAACAAGCCCAUCCUGCUGCACCAGGUGGAGGCACUGGUGAAGAAGGCAGGAGUGAAUCAUGUGAUCCUGGCUGUGAGCUACAUGUCCGAGAUGUUGGAGAAGGAAAUGAAGGAACAAGAGCUAAGGCUAGGGAUUCGAAUCUCCUUGUCGCAUGAACUGGAGCCUCUGGGAACAGCGGGGCCCCUGGCACUGGCCAGGGAGCUGCUCACGGAGAAUUCGGAUCCCUUCUUCGUUCUCAACAGUGACAUUAUCUGUGACUUCCCCUUUGCUGCGAUGGCGAAGUUCCAUCAGCAUCACGGGCAGGAGGGGACCAUCGUGGUGACCAAAGUGGAGGAGCCCUCCAAGUACGGGGUGGUGGUGAGCGACGCGGACACAGGCCGCAUCCACCGAUUUGUGGAGAAGCCCCAGGUCUUUGUGUCCAAUAAGAUCAAUGCCGGCAUGUACAUCUUUAGUCCCAGUGUGUUACAGCGAAUCCAGUUACAGCCCACAUCUAUUGAGAAGGAAAUUUUCCCUGUGAUGGCCAAGGAAGGGCAGCUGUAUGCCAUGGAACUCCCAGGCUUCUGGAUGGACAUUGGGCAGCCCAAGGACUUCCUGACAGGGAUGUGCCUCUUCCUGCAGUCGCUGAGGCAGACACAGCCUGAGCGGCUCUACUCUGGCCCGGGUAUUGUGGGCAAUGUGCUGGUGGAUCCAAGCGCCAAGAUUGGCCAGAACUGUAGCAUUGGGCCCAAUGUCAGCCUGGGCCCUGGUGUGGUGGUAGAGGAUGGCGUGUGUAUCAAGCGAUGCACAGUGCUGCGAGGUGCCCAUAUCCGUUCUCACUCAUGGCUUGAUUCCUGCAUUGUGGGCUGGAGCUCCCGUGUGGGCCAAUGGGUGAGCAAGGGAUGUGGUAGGGAAUGGGUGAAUAGCAGGACCUGGGGAGGGGACAGGCAGCUGGUUGGAGAGAGGGUUGGUGGGGGGGAAAGGAGGUGGGGAGCUUCUUCCUUCCUGAAUCCUACCUCUUCCCCUACCUGCCCCCAGGUGCGCAUGGAGAACGUGACCGUGCUGGGAGAAGAUGUCAUCGUGGGCGAUGAGCUCUACCUCAAUGGGGCCAGUGUACUGCCCCACAAGUCCAUUGGCGAAUCAGUGCCUGAACCUCGAAUCAUCAUGUGAACUGAGGUGCAAGGCUCAGGUGUUUCUGUGCCUCCAAGGGGAGGGAGCUGGAGCCCUCUCUCCCCAGCCCGUCACCACAAAGGGAAGGAGAAGGCCCCUGUAAAUAGCUCUGUUUAUAAUGGAAGAGUUCAAACAAAGCUGGCGUUAUAUUGUUUAA
This is a messenger RNA of Vombatus ursinus (common wombat), 1478 nucleotides long. RefSeq names its product GDP-mannose pyrophosphorylase B (gene GMPPB). Lineage: Eukaryota; Metazoa; Chordata; Mammalia; Diprotodontia; Vombatidae. The record is from RefSeq and is a predicted model, not a curated record. The coding region runs from base 89 to 1321 and encodes 410 amino acids. The transcript has 9 exons. Gene Ontology annotation, molecular function: mannose-1-phosphate guanylyltransferase (GTP) activity; GTP binding. Gene Ontology annotation, biological process: GDP-mannose biosynthetic process; cell wall mannoprotein biosynthetic process. Gene Ontology annotation, cellular component: cytoplasm.